Messenger RNA from Orbicella faveolata, 2354 nucleotides. RefSeq lists its product as uncharacterized. Lineage: Eukaryota; Metazoa; Cnidaria; Anthozoa; Scleractinia; Merulinidae. The record is from RefSeq and is a predicted model, not a curated record.
AAACACAUCACCUUUUAAUAGUGUGGUCGCCUCUACAGUGCGUGACAAUGCGUGACAAUGCGUGACGAAACGUGACGGAUCAUUGAACCGUAGAGGCAGAGCAGGAAAACAAAACGUGACGCGGGUAAUUAUUUUGGCUGGAUCGUUGUGAAACAAUGCGUCAUAUCUUUGGUAAUUGACAGAAAUUUCUUUUUGAGUAAUUGGGAGUAAUCCUCUGCCCGUAUUUAAUUUGACGUUGGCUAUAAAGCUCAACUCGAUACACGACCGAGCUCCAGGCGAAGGCAUACAAAAUGUCGCAAUACGCCGGUGGAUAUCCGUCGAGCGAUUUGAGCCGUGGAAUGACUCUGAGAAAUGCUAGCGAAAAUCGAAGGCUUGUUGGUCAUCUUCAACAUCUUGAUCUGCAGCUCCAUCAGAAUCUUGUGAAUAUGCAAGCAGAGAUUAUGCACUUGAAACUCUCGCGCAACGGAAUGCAACACUCACGAAUACGGCGACCCAACACAACAAUGGGAAAGAAUCUAACUGAUCCUAGACACGUGCAAGAAAGGCAGCUUCGCGCGGCUGUUAGGAUCUCACCUCUUGCUGUACAGGGCAGCAAAAGAGAAAUUUCAAAGCCGUUUUUACCACAAAUUAGCACAAAACAAACUGCUUUGGUUGGCAAACGAGCGGAAGGUGUCGAAACGAGACCUAACUCCUCAAGGCAUCCCGGCAGUCCCCGACGAUUUCGGGAACUAUCGACCGAUGGCGCUAAUCCUUUGUCCACUAACACUACAAGUAAUCUAUACAGACCGAGGUCCACGCCAGACUUAUGCAUAUCGCCAGCAAAAUCAGAAAGCAGGCCAGCUACAAGCAAACCAAUGUCUGACUCUGUCGCGGAUGGGGGAAGCACUCGUUCUCUUGAUAAAACCACUUCGCGAAGCCGAAGUUCCGAAGUUAUAUCGCAGCCCUCCUUGGAGUUAAGUGACCGAGUUACUGAUUUCUUAAAGAGACCUAACACCAGCUCAGGGGAGCGAAUCAAAGAGGGGGAAAAUGAACAAAAGCAGUCUGAAAAAUGCGUGGUGCCCACGAUAAAUGUCGAAGAUCAAGAACAAUCUAACGAAGAAAUUGAAGAAAACCCUGACGAGAGCACACAAGCAGUCAAUGAGGGCGACAAAGGUUAUCUGCUAGACGCAGAACUGUUUCGAAACUCUCUUCUCUUAAAAGCUAGUCGAGAUGAUGACUUUUCUAGAUCUAUGCCGGAUUUAUCGAGUCUGGGAUUCAUGGACUUUAAUGAAGUUAUUGAUCAGCGUCUUCGAAAAGUCAAAGAGGAGAUUCCUUCUGAAGAAGAAAUGAGAAAAAUUCGUUAUCUUAGAUUUCGGGACGAGCCAGCACCCCUUCCUAUUUUAUCAGUCUUUGAGAAAGAGAAUAUUCAAGAACUGGAUAAAAUUAACGAGUAGAAAUUAAAUUUUGAUAAAUGAGUAGGAGACCUAUAAAAGAUUUAACAAUGGCUACAAGUUUAUAAGCCGUUACGGUAUCAGACACUUGUCUUAUGGACAAGCAAUAAACCCUCCUCAUAGGUGACAGGACGCUUUACUAUACGGUAUGCAAGCAAUAUUUUGGUGUCUAAUUCCUUUUACUAUUGCAUGCUAAGUCUUUGUUAUUGUGUUUUGACAGGGCUGGCUUACCUACCUACUUAGAACAACAUAAUAGAGAACCUCGGCGUCUUUGUGAACCACAAAAGAAGAAAUUGAAGUUUUAAUACUAAGCGUUGUUUUUACAUUAGCGCGUCUUAUUCUUGGAGGUCAUUGAAACCUAAGAAUUCUCUUCUUCAGGCAAGUGUGAGUAGACAUGACGUAACAAAAAUUGCAUACUUUAUAAACCAUACUUUCACACUGUUCUUCUUCAGCUUCUUUGGUCCAUGAAUUACUUUUGUCAAGUAGGAACAAAACAAUUUCCUUGACGACUUCGGAAUUUUCGAAAAAAUGUCGAAAACUCUUUGUGUUGUUUUCUUUUUGGCUGAACUCGUUAAGUUCUGCCCAGUCGCACGAAUCACUGAGAUUUUUGAAAAAAAAUCGUGAAGAAUUUGAAAACAGCGUUGUUUUUUUGUGUGUUCCUAAAAUAUUUACGUAUUCUUUAAUUUCUACUUGAGCAUAUAGUUUCACGCUAGAGGGGAGAGCUUUGUUUUAGUAAGAGAAAUAAACAAACAAUUUAUCACAGGAACCAAUCUUUAUUAUCCAAAUGUUUAUAAGUCUGGCACGAUGUGAAUACUAUGACGUCAAACAAGGUCACUGAUGUUAUUAGACAGUUUGCGGUCCUUUGUCAAUGAAAAUCCAGGUUAUUACCGGGUACAUUGUAGAAAUAAACACUGUAAAGGGUUU